AUGACUAGUUUAGCCGCUUUGCUUAGUCUCUUCGCGUUGCUCGCGUGGGCUUCUCUGAUAGCCCAGGUUGAAAAGGAGGUUGUGUGCCAAUACGGUACGUGGUCCAUUCAUCGUCCUACUAAUGCCAGUUUAACCGCGGAGAACAUCGAUCCCAACUUGUGCACCCGAUUGAACUAUGCCUACUUCCACAUCAAUACCGAUGGCACCAUCGCGCUGGUCGAUCCUUGGCUGUCGGUUCUGAGCAGCGUUAAGUACUGGUUGAGCAAGGGUGCCGAUCCUGCCAAGCUCAAUCUCGGAAUUCCAUUCUACGGUAACACAUUCACAUUGGCUAACCCGAGUCAAACGCAAAUUGGAGCCCCGGCCGCUGGUGGUGGCAACGCUGGACCUUACAUAAAGAUAGCUGGAUACCUGGGCUACAACGAGAUCUGCGAAAAGAAAUGGCCCCGCUUCUGGGAUAACGCCAGAGGGGUCACUUACGCCGUUUCCGGCAACCAGUGGGUAGGCUAUGAUGAUGUGCAGAGCAUCAAGCUGAAGUGCAACAUCAUUGCUCAGUACGGACUUGGAGGUGGUACAGUAGUGGGGAUCGAACAUGAAGACUUCCUUGGACGAUGUGGUCCUAAGUACGAACUCCUGAAUACCCUCAAAGGGUGUGUAGAUGGCAAUUCUUCUGCACCAGCUACUUCCCCCCCCGUUAGCCUUUUACUAAUAAUCAUGAUAAUCAUGAUUAUAAAAUAAUAAAAUAAUGCGAGAAAUCUUUACGUCUUUACAA
Messenger RNA from Anopheles darlingi, 769 nucleotides. RefSeq names its product probable chitinase 2. Lineage: Eukaryota; Metazoa; Arthropoda; Insecta; Diptera; Culicidae. The transcript is spliced from 3 exons. Gene Ontology annotation, biological process: chitin catabolic process; carbohydrate metabolic process. Gene Ontology annotation, molecular function: chitinase activity; chitin binding. Gene Ontology annotation, cellular component: extracellular region. Bases 1 to 735 code for a protein of 244 amino acids. The record is from RefSeq and is a predicted model, not a curated record.